Messenger RNA from Electrophorus electricus (electric eel), 2123 nucleotides. RefSeq names its product v-akt murine thymoma viral oncogene homolog 3b (gene akt3b). Gene Ontology annotation, molecular function: ATP binding; protein serine/threonine kinase activity. Gene Ontology annotation, biological process: protein phosphorylation. The record is from RefSeq and is a predicted model, not a curated record. Lineage: Eukaryota; Metazoa; Chordata; Actinopteri; Gymnotiformes; Gymnotidae.
AAAAAAAACCCAACAACAUCUGCCAGUCUCGUGCGAAAGGCGCGAGCAUAGAGCUGCUCGUUCCGAAGGGAGGCACCCUGCGCGUUCCCCGGUCUCGCUCCGUGGCAGGCUGAGUCACCGCUGGGGUGUCUGAAGGAUCGAGAGAGACACGUGGAGAAGCACUGAAGGAAGGAGUUGAGGCCGGGCUGUAACGCGCUGCCUUACAGAGUAAGAGAGACGAGGACGGUGGGAAAGAAAACCGAGAGAGCGCGAGCAGUGGCAGGGACCGAGCAACCCGCUGCAAGAGGCACAGCACUGGGCUAAGACCUGACCCCCUGACCCCCUGAAUCCUGAUCUGGGGUUCAACAUGAAUGACCAGAACGUGGUGAAAGAAGGAUGGGUUCAGAAGAGAGGAGAGUAUAUAAAGAACUGGAGGCCCCGGUACUUCCUCUUAAAGACUGACGGCUCCUUCAUCGGCUAUAAGGAGAAGCCCCAGGAUGCAGACUUUGCCUACCCCCUCAACAACUUCUCUGUGGCCAAGUGCCAGCUGAUGAAGACAGAGAGGCCAAAGCCCAAUACCUUCAUCAUCAGGUGUUUGCAGUGGACCACUGUGAUAGAGCGCACGUUCCAUGUGGACACGCCCGAGGAGCGGGACGAAUGGGUAGAGGCCAUCCAGAUGGUGGCGGAUAAGCUUGCCAAACAGGAAGAAGAAGGAAUCCUGUGUAGCCCCACCUCCCAGAUCGAGAUCGUCAACGAGGAGGAGAUGGACACAUCCAUCAGUCACCAUAAACGAAAGACAAUGAAUGACUUUGACUAUCUGAAACUGCUGGGCAAAGGCACGUUUGGGAAGGUGAUUCUGGUUAAGGAGAAGGCCAGUGGGACCUAUUACGCAAUGAAGAUCCUGAAAAAGGAGGUCAUUAUCGCCAAGGAUGAGGUGGCCCACACGCUGACUGAGAGUAGAGUAUUAAAGAACACUAGGCAUCCGUUUUUAACAUCGCUGAAGUAUUCCUUUCAGACUAAGGAUCGCUUGUGUUUUGUCAUGGAGUACGUAAACGGCGGCGAGCUGUUUUUCCAUUUGUCGAGAGAGCGUGUGUUUUCGGAAGACCGGACACGUUUCUAUGGUGCUGAGAUCGUCUCUGCACUGGACUACUUGCACUCUGCUAAGAUUGUUUACCGUGAUCUGAAGCUGGAGAACCUGAUGCUGGACAAGGAUGGGCACAUUAAGAUCACAGACUUUGGCCUGUGUAAGGAGGGCAUCACUGACGCUGCCACCAUGAAGACGUUCUGUGGCACCCCGGAGUACCUGGCACCCGAGGUGUUGGAGGAUAACGACUACGGCCGGGCAGUGGACUGGUGGGGGCUGGGCGUGGUCAUGUACGAGAUGAUGUGUGGUCGCCUCCCCUUUUAUAAUCAGGACCACGAGAAGCUGUUUGAGUUGAUUCUUAUGGAGGAAAUCAAAUUUCCCAGGACCCUCUCCGCAGAUGCCAAGUCUCUGCUCUCCGGACUGCUCAUCAAAGACCCUAACAAGAGACUGGGAGGAGGCCCAGACGACGCGAAGGAGAUCAUGAGACACAGUUUCUUUUCUACACUGGACUGGCAGGACGUGUAUGACAAAAAGCUGGUCCCCCCGUUUAUGCCCCAGGUGACAUCUGAGACGGACACCAGGUAUUUUGACGAGGAAUUCACAGCCCAGACCAUCACAAUCACCCCUCCCGAGAAGUUUGAUGAGGAUGGAAUGGACUCAGCUGAUAGUGAAAGGAGACCACAUUUCCCACAAUUCUCUUAUUCAGCCAGCGGGAGAGAGUGAGCUCGUUUAAAGGCGCCAGCAUUCAGCUGAGGCCAUUUAAGGAACUUGCGUAGCCAUGCUAGGAGAAGUCUGCCCUCGUUAAACACCCCCUCCUCUUUUCUCUCUGAUUACUUAUCGACUUUGAGAAGUUGUUUUGUUCUUUCAUUGUUUUUGUUGUUCCAUUUUUGUUGUGGGACUUUAAAAAGGGGUUUUGCACAGUUGGGUUGGACUGAACCUAGUCAACCCACAUAAAAAAAGUCUCGUUCGUUUUCAGCAUUGUUGUGGUUUACAGAAGGUUGUUUUGGUUUUGGUUGUUUUGUUUUGUGCAUUAAAUUAUAUCCAUCAGUAUUACCAUUGA